AGGCCAAAACUACUCACCAGGGGCGCGCAACAAACUCCAUUCCCUGCCGCUUUCUAUCUUUCUUCUUUACGUCGCUGAGCUGAAAGUUGAAAUCCCAGAUAGUGAAGUGCGUAAAAUCCAGAAUUUUAUUCACUUUCCAACCUCUUACUUCAGUUUCGUCUUCCACUUUCCCUGCACUUUUAUUCUUCUGUUCUUUUUCGGCUCCGUAGAUUGGAAAACAUGGAGAACCUUAAUCUAACCCUAGUAUCUUCUCCAAAAAGCACGUUGAUGGGGCAUUUUUCUGCAAAGAACCCCACAAAAGACGUCUUUAGAAGAACGCCUUUUUCUUUUGGAAGUGCAAUAACUGUGCCUCCUUACUCUAGAUAUUCCGUGUCUUCCCUUUCUCGUUCUAAUGUCAUCCGGGCUGCCGCUAAACCCCAGCAAAACCCAAAACCUGUGCAGGAGAAGUUGAUAGUGGAGCAUUUCGCUAGCAUUUCUUCAUCAAAGAGUCAAGAAACAUCAUCUGUUGGAGUUAGCCCGCAAUAUUCCACACCACCUCCGUCCUCAACUAUAGGGUCACCACUGUUCUGGAUUGGUGUUGGUGUUGGGCUAUCUGCACUUUUUUCAUGGGUAUCUACGAGAGUAAAGAAUUAUGCAAUGCAACAAGCUUUCAAGACCAUGAUGGGCCAGAUGAAUUCACAGAAUAAUCAGUUUAACAGUCCUUCCUUUUCCCCUGGAUCUUAUCCAUUUCCUGUGCCGUCAGCAUCAGGCCCUACGGCACCUGCUGCUUCACCAGGGUCUUCUCAAUCUCAAGCAUCUAAAGCAUCAAGCGCAUCUCAAUCUACUGUCACAGUAGAUAUACCGGUGACAAAUGUAGAGGCAGCUUCAGCCACUAGUGUCCAAGAUGAAGCACAAUCAAAGGAAGAGCCCAAAAAAAUUGCUUUUGUAGAUGUUUCUCCUGAAGAAACUCAACAGAAAAAUCCAUUUGAAAGCUUCAAAGAUGUUAGUGAGCCAAGUUCCACCAAGGAAACUCGGGUUCCUGAUGAAGUUUCUCAAAACGGAGCGGCAUCUAACCAGGGCUUUGGUGGGUCACCUGGUUCAUCUGGUUCUCAAUCUACAGGAAAAUCAGUCUUAUCAGUGGAAGCCUUGGAGAAAAUGAUGGAAGACCCAUCAGUGCAGAAGAUGGUUUAUCCCUAUUUACCUGAGGAGAUGAGGAAUCCUACUACCUUCAAAUGGAUGCUGCAGAAUCCUCAGUACCGUCAACAACUUGAAGAAAUGCUAAACAAUAUGAGUGGGAGCGGUGAAUGGGACAGCCGAAUGAUGGACACGUUGAAAAAUUUUGACCUGAACAGUCCUGAGGUUAAGCAACAAUUUGAUCAAAUUGGGCUUACUCCUGAAGAGGUCGUUUCAAAGAUAAUGUCCAAUCCUGACGUUGCAAUGGCGUUUCAAAAUCCUAAAGUUCAGGCGGCUAUCAUGGAUUGUUCACAGAACCCGCUGAAUAUUACUAAAUAUCAAAAUGACAAGGAGGUCAUGGACGUCUUCAAUAAAAUAUCAGAGCUCUUCCCUGGAGCAACGGGAUCACCUUAAUUCAUCUGCUUGCUGCUGCUGCUGCUGAUGAUGCCGGUUGAAGUUGUUGUUGCCUUUAAAGAUGAGCAAGGGACUUCAAAACUUCUAGUGCUUAUGGCUUUAUAGUGGCUCGCUGUUUUUGACAUGUCAGGCUAAAUAAUUCUAGUUGGUCAAGGUUAAGUUAUUUCAAUAGGUGUUCUUUUGGUGAAAUUGCUGAAAUUGUGUAUUCAUGCUUGGAAUAUCAGUGUGGAUUUUGCUAGCUGUGAUUAGUUCUUGGAUACGGCUAUUAAUAACACCACUUCAGCAACCAGAAAAUUAAAUAAAUGCCUUCUUUCUUUAUC
Molecule: messenger RNA, 1886 nt
Organism: Neltuma alba
Lineage: Eukaryota; Viridiplantae; Streptophyta; Magnoliopsida; Fabales; Fabaceae
Product: protein TIC 40, chloroplastic
Exons: 14
Coding region: 220-1566 (448 amino acids)
Biological process (GO): chloroplast organization; protein import into chloroplast stroma
Cellular component (GO): chloroplast inner membrane; chloroplast thylakoid membrane
Source: RefSeq, a predicted model, not a curated record